Messenger RNA from Pseudogymnoascus verrucosus, 2813 nucleotides. RefSeq lists its product as uncharacterized. The record is from RefSeq and is a predicted model, not a curated record. The transcript has 3 exons. Gene Ontology annotation, cellular component: membrane. The coding region runs from base 554 to 2212 and encodes 552 amino acids. Lineage: Eukaryota; Fungi; Ascomycota; Leotiomycetes; Thelebolales; Thelebolaceae. Gene Ontology annotation, molecular function: amino acid transmembrane transporter activity. Gene Ontology annotation, biological process: amino acid transmembrane transport.
CCCAUCUCGAUCCCAUCUCCAUAUCUCUCUCCAACCACAUCCCGCGAUCUAAUCUCAUCGCACCGGAAUUACCCCCCGCCGCCAUGACAACGCCAUUACCUGAGAUCGGCUUUUUUCUCCAUUCUUUUGCCUCACAUCGGUGUUGCCACUGGGCACCCGCCGCUGAAAUGCUUUAUCUUCCCCCUCAACUUCCCCAGAUUUGCCCUCUAAUCUCUGAUGACAAAACUCUUCCCUUCCCGCUCCAUCAUGCUAGUGCAAUUGACUCCUCCCUCCCACGCCGUCUUCCCCUCAAACGACCUCCUCCUCCUCCCCCCUCUCCCUCCACUUUCCCCUUACUAACCCCGACCCUCCGAUCGCCGCUGACAGCGGAGAGAGUGCUCACACGACUUCAUCACCAUCCGACGUUGCCCAUCACCGAUCGCGGAUCUCCUCCUGCCUCUCGAGAGGGCGUAUAUCGAGUCCUCCCUUCCAUCUCCGAAUUCCCUGCUCGUCUUCACACCCCUCACUGCUCGAAUCACAGCCGUUGUGAUCCGUCCACUCAGGCACCAUCACGAUGCAUGGUGGUCCCGAAUCCAUCGGCGAGGUGACCUCCGCCUCGCACCACAAGGCCUCCACGGACAUCAAGACCAGCCCGUCCAUACACUCGGGGGAUGAUGAGAAGCAUGAAUUGCAGGAGCAGGUUUCGGCGCCGAAGCUGCAGAGGAGGCUGAAGGCGAGGCAUCUCCAGAUGAUUGCUAUUGGAGGAACAAUCGGAACAGGCCUCUUCAUCGGUAGUGGUGGAGCCAUCGCAAAGUCGGGACCAGCAGGCGCACUCAUCGCAUACAUCUUCGUCGGCACGGUCGUGUACAGCGUCAUGAUGUCACUAGGCGAGCUGGCCACACACAUUCCCAUUUCCGGUGCUUUCACGGCAUAUGCUUCUCGUUUCGUUGACCCUAGCAUCGGUUUCGCGAUGGGCUGGAUCUACUUCUUCUCGUGGGCUAUCACCUUCGCGCUGGAGCUGAACGUGACGGGACUGAUCAUCCAGUACUGGGACCCCUCCCUCUCGAUCGGUAUCUUCAUCGCUGUCUUCUGGGUCUUCAUUGUUGCCUGUAACAUGAUGCCCGUCAGUUUCUAUGGCGAGUUUGAGUUCUGGUUCUCCAUGGUCAAGGUCAUCACCGUCAUCGGCUUCCUCAUCUUCGGCAUCUGCAUUGAUGCCGGUGCAGGCAAGGAGGGCUACCUCGGCUUCAGGUACUGGAAAGACCCCGGCGCAUUCGCCUCAUACCUCCUUCCAGAGUCGAACCCCGUAUCCAAGUUCGUCGGCUUCUGGGCCGUGCUCGUGCAAGCUGGUUUCUCGUACCAGGGCACGGAACUCGUUGGUAUCGCCGCCGGCGAGACCGAGAACCCGCGCAAGAACGUACCGUCCGCGAUCCGCAAGACCUUCUGGCGUAUCCUCUUCUUCUUCGUCUUCACCGUCUUCUUCAUCGGCCUGCUGGUGCCGUACACCAAUGAGCGCCUGAUGUCCUCCGCCUCCGACGCCACCGCCUCCCCCUUCGUCAUUGCGGCCGACUUGGCCGGCGUCAAGGUCCUCCCAGGCCUCAUCAACGCUGUCCUCCUCUUCGUCGUCCUCUCCGCCGCAAACUCCAACGUGUACUCUGGUUCCCGUAUUCUCGUCGGACUCGCGCACGACGGCUCGGCCCCGAAAUUUUUCGCCCGCGCCUCCGCCCGCGGCGUCCCCUACUACGCCGUCAUCUUCACCUCCGUAUUCGGCUUCCUCGCCUUCCUCAACCUCUCCUCCGGGGCGUCGACCGUCUUCGAGUGGCUCCUCAACAUCAGCGCCGUCGCGGGUUUCAUCACGUGGGCCAGCAUCGGAGCCUCGCACAUCUGCUUCAUGCGCGCGCUGAAGGCGCAGGGCGUGUCGCGCGACACGCUCCCGUACCGCGCGCCGUGGCAGCCGUGGUACGCGUGGUACGGGCUGUUCUUCAACGUGCUGAUCUGCAUCACGCAGGGCUUUACGGCAUUCAUGCCGUGGGAUGUGACGCAGUUCUUCGUGGCGUAUGUGAGCUUGAUUCUCUUCGUGGUGCUGUUUGUGGGACACAAGGUUAUCACGAGGUCCAAGUGGGUUAGGUCUGCGGAGGCGGAUAUUCUGACUGGCAGCUUGGCGUGCGAGGAUGAGGAGUGGGAGAGCAUUGCGCCGACGACGCUUUGGGGGAAGUUUUGGGAGUGGGUUGUGUAGGUGGCUGCGUGCUGUGUGGUACGCUGUUGGUAUGGGUGUGUUGUGGGUGUGUUGUGGUCGUUGGGAUGAGGUGAAGGUAACACAUUUUUGAUGUCGAGAGACUUGAGCAUUGAUGUCGAGAGACUUGCAACCGUUUUGAUGUCGAGAGACUUGUUGUUUUGAUGUCGAGAGACUUUGUCGUUUUGAUGUCGAGAGACUUUAACAGCGCCCGGGCAAACGGACAAAUGGCAUUCGGAACGGUAUAUGGAUCGGUUACACGGUAUGGUGCAUGGGUAUGGGUAUGGGACAUGGGACAUGGGACAGGAAACGGGAAAGGGGGAAAUAUUUGUGACGUCGAGAGACUUUCCAGCACUGAUGUCGAGAGACUUUCGUUUACCCCUUGCAUAUAGCGUUUGUAGUCAUGUCGAGAGGCUUCUUGGGAUGGGGGGUGUGGUGUUUGAUGUGAGAGGCUUUUCUGUGGUGGGAUGGAUGGCGGGUACACAUAUAUGAUGGAUUGUCGGCGGAAGGUGAUGUGACGUGUGCGAUCUAGAGCGAUUUUUGAGUUGUAUUUUUUUUAUAUAGCGGGCAUACACGAAUAGAAAUAGAAAAGCUGUAUUAUAUA